This is a messenger RNA of Chiloscyllium plagiosum (whitespotted bambooshark), 4749 nucleotides long. The record is from RefSeq and is a predicted model, not a curated record. NCBI's taxonomy places the organism in Eukaryota, Metazoa, Chordata, Chondrichthyes, Orectolobiformes, Hemiscylliidae.
CCCUUCAUUAAAGACUAGGCGGUAUGUUCAGAAUUGCCUUAUGAACUGCCAAUCACGAGUUAAUGGAUAACUACAUACAUCAAAAACGAGGAAGUCAGAAAGCAGCAGCGCGCUGCAGUCUGCUGCACACAUAACCGGGUCAGUUUGCAGGUAUCCCGCUACAAGAAAUGAUGAGAUGACCGUUUAAGAAUAAAAUGAAGAUUUAAACAGACUUUAAAACUGGAUUGUGGAACAUCUCCAACUACAAUACGGUCACCAGAAGGGAAGUGAAUCAAUUACCACAGUUAAAUGGGGAGUAAGGAGCGAUACCAUUGGCAGAGCCACAAUGUUAAACAGAGUGGAGUGGAUGACAUGGUUCUUCUAUCUAAAAUCACAGAGGAAGCUAUCGUGGAAAACCUUAAGAAACGCUACUUGGACGAUUACAUUUUUACAUAUAUCGGUUCAGUGCUCAUCUCAGUAAACCCUUUCAAACAGAUGCCUUACUUCACAGACAGGGAAAUUGAAAUUUAUCAAGGAGCUGCUCAGUAUGAAAAUCCACCUCAUAUUUAUGCUCUAACAGACAAUAUGUACAGGAAUAUGAUGAUUGAUGCAGAGAACCAGUGUGUUAUAAUCAGUGGUGAAAGUGGAGCUGGCAAAACAGUAGCAGCUAAAUAUAUUAUGGGGUACAUCUCCAAAGUGUCAGGAGGAGGAUCAAAGGUUCAGCAUGUAAAAGAUAUCAUCCUACAGUCAAACCCUUUGCUCGAGGCCUUUGGAAAUGCCAAAACUGUACGAAACAACAAUUCCAGUCGAUUUGGAAAGUAUGUUGAAAUUCAGUUCAGUCGUGGUGGAGAGCCUGAUGGAGGUAAAAUCUCAAACUUUUUGUUGGAAAAAUCCCGAGUUGUUAGCCAGAAUGAGAGUGAGAGAAACUUCCACAUAUAUUACCAGCUGCUCGAAGGUGCUUCACCAGAGCAGGUUGAAAAUCUAGGUAUUGCUGAUCCUACAUAUUACUUCUACUUAAACCAGUCAGGCACCUACAAGGUGGAUGGGACAGAUGACAAAAAAGAAUUCAAAGAAACAAUGAAUGCCAUGCAAGUCAUAGGUAUAACAGCAGAGAUUCAAUUGAUGGUACUACAGAUUAUUGCUGGAAUUCUGCACCUUGGAAACAUAAGUUUUACUGAAGUUGGGAAUUAUGCCAAAGUGGAAAAUGAGGCCCACUUGGCUUUUCCUGCAUUCCUGUUGGGAAUCAAUGAAGUGAAGUUGAGAGAGAAAGUGACGAGCAGAAAAAUGGACAGUAAGUGGGGAGGCAAGACAGAAUCCAUCAACAUGACUUUAAAUGUUGAGCAGGCUGGAUACACCCGCGAUGCACUAUCGAAAGCCCUCUAUGCACGGUUAUUCGAUUAUUUAGUCGACGCCGUUAACAAGGCUAUGCAGAAACCAUAUGAAGAAUACAGUAUAGGAGUGCUGGAUAUUUAUGGCUUUGAAAUUUUUCAGAAAAAUGGAUUUGAACAGUUCUGCAUUAAUUUUGUAAAUGAGAAGCUUCAGCAGAUUUUCAUUGAGUUAACUCUCAAAGCUGAACAGGAAGAGUACGUACAGGAGGGGAUUAAAUGGACACCCAUUCAAUAUUUCAAUAACAAAAUUGUCUGUGAUCUGAUAGAAAACAAACUUAAUCCACCGGGAAUUAUGAGUGUUCUCGAUGACGUCUGUGCCACUAUGCAUGCCACAGGGGAAGGAGCCGAUUCAACUCUAUUACAAAAACUCCAGGCUGCCGUAGGAGGUCAUGAACAUUUUAAUAGCUGGAACCAAGGAUUUAUAAUACAUCACUAUGCUGGGAAGGUACUGUACCAUCCUGCACACUACAAUUUUGCUACAAAACAAAUGUCAUUGCUGUACAGGCUUUCUAACAACAUCUGUAAACAAGCAAAUGACCUGGUCAGCAAGUUAAUGAAGUGUACUCCACAUUAUAUUCGCUGCAUAAAACCGAAUGAGACUAAGCGACCCAAAGAUUGGGAAGAGAGCAGAGUGAAGCACCAAGUUGAAUACCUGGGACUGAAAGAAAAUAUCCGAGUCCGGCGAGCGGGAUUUGCUUACAGGAGAGCUUUCCCAAAAUUCAUACAGAGGUACGCCAUCCUUACACCAGAGACCUGGCCUUAUUGGCGUGGCGACGAGCGCCAAGGAGCCCUGCAUCUUCUUCGUUCUGUCAAUAUUGAUACUGACCAGUACCAAAUGGGGAAAACCAAAGUAUUUGUCAAGAAUCCAGAAUCGCUUUUCCUGUUGGAAGAAAUGAGAGAACGGAAGUUUGAUAAAUUUGCAAGAACCAUUCAAAAAGCAUGGAGGAAAUACAUUGCACGAAGAAAGUAUGAACAGAUGAGAGAAGAAGCCUCCAGCAUACUUUACAACUUCAAGGAACGAAGAAGGAACAGCAUUAACCGAAACUUUGUUGGUGACUAUCUUGGCAUCGAAGAUCGACCAGAGCUACGGCAGUUUGUUGGGAAGCGAGAGAGGAUAGACUUUGCAGACUCUAUUACCAAGUUUGACAGAAGAUUUAAGGGUAUAAAGCGUGACCUUAUACUCUCCUCGAAGCACAUUUAUCUCAUUGGUCGAGAAAAAGUUAAAAAAGGGCCUGAAAAGGGCCAAAUCAAAGAGAUCCUAAAGAGAAAAAUUGAAAUUCAGAACAUUACUGCUGUUUCUAUGAGCACCAGGCAAGAUGAUUUUGUAGUCUUGCAUGAACCAGAAUAUGAUAGUCUUCUGGAGUCCAUAUUUAAGACUGAAUUUGUUAGUCUUCUGUGCAAACGAACUGAAGAGUUAACACAUCAGAAGUUACAGCUCAAAUUUUCUGACUCCAUACAAUUCAAAAUCAAGAAGGAAGGAUGGGGAGGUGGUGGCACUCGAAAUUUGAUAUUCAGCCGAGGCCAGGGGGAGAUGGUGGUGAUUAAACCUGCAGGAAAGACACUUAACAUUAGCAUUGGAGAUGGAUUACCCAAGAAUUCAAAGCCAACAAGGAAAGGUGUUGUUGUACAGAGCAGAGGGUUUACCCAAAGUCCUCCAAACAGAGCAGCCCCACGACCACCACCAGGGCAAUGUCGGAAUGGUGCACCAAGAUUCCCGCAAAAUAAUCAGAUGAAACAGGAUCAAACCUAUUCCAGACCCGUGAAAGGACCAAGAAUAUCCACCAUCAGUUCUGAAAUGCCUUCACUGCCAAAACAAGGUGCAACCACUAAAGCAAGAACAACGACGAACAUGGAUGCUAAUAUGGAAUUCAUGAAGGUUCCUGAUCAGGGAGUUGCAGGAAUGCAAAGAAGAAGAAGUGUAACUCAAAGACCUCUGCCUGGUGUGGGCCGCCCAAAACCACAAACACACCGUCCAAGAUGUCGGGCACUUUAUCAGUACACAGGUCAGGAUGUAGAUGAAAUCAGUUUCAAUGUCAAUGACGUCAUUGAAAUUCUUCUUGAAGAUCCAUCAGGAUGGUGGAAGGGUCGUUUACAUGGAAAAGAAGGUCUUUUUCCAGGAAAUUAUGUGGAGAAAAUAUGAACUAUUGUGAACUUGGUUCCGAAUUCUACCUGGCUGAAAAACACAAGUACAGAAAUAUGAUCAGCUACUGGACAACCUUGCAUCAGCAUGAUCACUUAAAAGGAAUGUUUUAUUGGAACAGCUUCAUUCUAAAUACGCAUUUAUAGGAACUGAAACUGGCCUUUCAGCAUCUCCUAUUUAUUCCACCAUUCAACUAGAUCAUAACUAAUCUGCAUCUUAACUCCAUCUACCUACCAUUAUAACAAUAAAGCUGCUUACUAAAUCAGUUUAAACUGGGGUUUUACAGUCACAAUUUACAACCAGUACUGUAACUAAGACAUUAAUGAAAACCCUUGUUUAAAAAGAAAUUAGCAGGAGAUUUGUCUGUACAUACAUACGUUUUGUGGCCUCUACUUACUACAAGGUUUGAUAAGCAAAUGAAUCUGAGCUAAAACUAUGGGUUAGCAUAAAUUAUUUGUAUUAAUGUUCCCUAUUACCAUGGGACACACAGCCUUACAAACCAUCUAUGAAAAAUGUCCCUUUUGAGGUAGAUUGUAUAUUGAAAGUUACUUAGCACAAAUAGGACACAUUAAUGCCAAUUAGGAGUUGUACUUUAACAUUGUCGUCUUGCUUCGUACAUAAUAAAAUGUAACAUGAGUUAGAAGAAGUGCUGACAAUGAGCAACAAUGAGUAUUAGGCUGUUUAUUUAAAGGAACAGUUACUUAGACAUUGGUUCAGUAAACUUCAUUCAACAACAUGUUAGCUUCUGUUUGCCAUCUUCAAACUGCCUCUCAGUAACAUUAUCAAAGCCAAAACAUAAAGUUGCAUAUGUAUGCUGACAACACCCAUCUCUGCCUCAUGAAAGGAAUGCAAACUUUCCAUAUUUUUACCAGACAAUAGGGCUGCUCUCUCAUUAGAGAGAGAUAGCUGGUGGUGGUUUAACCUGAGGUGACAAUGCCUCAAGUUAGGGGAGAGUUUGAGAGGGUCCUUCAUGGUAACCUUAGGUGGCAGGGAAUUGAACCCACACAGUUAGCACCACAAAGCAUUAUCAGCCAGCCAACUGAGCUAACUAAUCUCCUUCUUUACUGUGUCUUAGUCCCUGAUCAUCUCAGAGUUGUCAGACUCUUGCCCAACAUUCACUAUUGGAAGAGAAGAAUGUUCUUCCACAUCAUUCAGUGGUUGGGCGGCAUAGAGUCAGAGAUGUACAGCACUGAAACAGACCCUUCGGUCCAACACAUCCAUGCUGACCAGAUAUCCCAACCC